Molecule: messenger RNA, 1107 nt
Organism: Menidia menidia (Atlantic silverside)
Lineage: Eukaryota; Metazoa; Chordata; Actinopteri; Atheriniformes; Atherinopsidae
Source: the annotation of a GenBank genome assembly
AUGCCGCCCAAAUUCGACCCCAACGAGAUAAAAAUCGGUAUGUUUCAGGGCUCAGAGGGUAUUAGAAGCCUGUUGGCGGCCCACACGGAGCCGCUGGGUCCCGGCUGCCUCCGCGAUCCCCGGCCUGCGGGCCGUGCCCAGAACACGGUAAAGUUUGGAGACAAACCCCAACAGAAAGCAACGGAUUUGGCCUUGUACAUGAGAUGCACGGGAGGAGAAGUGGGAGCCACAUCGGCUCUGGCUCCUAAGAUCGGACCUCUGGGUCUGGUGAGUACUGGUUCUGACCGGGUUUCCGGCCCAGUAGCCUCCCGCCACUGCGCCCGACUUGUGGCGUCUCCCAAAAAGGUCGGUGACGACAUCGCCAAGGCGACCGGCGACUGGAAGGGCCUGAGGAUCACAGUGAAGCUGACCAUCCAGAACAGGCAGGCGGCGAUCGAGGUGGUUCCCUCUGCGUCGGCUCUGAUCAUCAAAGCUCUGAAGGAGCCUCCACGAGACCGGAAGAAGGUCAAGAACAGUCCAGUCUGGCUAGAAUGGGUUCUGAUAACUCUGUCCUGUGACUGGUCUGGUCCGUUCCAGCUUGAACUGGUCUGGCUCUGGGUUGACCCGGUUCUAACUCUUAUCCUGGCUGUCCGGUCUGACUUGGCCGUACCUUUUCCUGACCUGGUUCUGACCCGGUUCUGUCUGUCCCCACCAGUCAAGCACAGCGGCAGCGUGACCUUUGAUGAGAUUGUGGGCGUGGCCCGCGUCAUGAGGCACCGCUCCCUGGCCAGAGAGAUGUCAGGUGAGCCCCCCCGACCCGGUUCGGACCCGGCCCCCCGCCACUGCGCCCGCCUCGUGGCGGUUUGCGGUCCAGUGGGGGCCCAGAACAAACCCGGCUUUAGGAAACAGGGCCGUCCGACGCCCGUGGGCCGCCCUGUGCCGAAAAGCCCGGUACAGAACCCGAACCGGCUCCGGAACCAGAACUCACGGAACCACUUGUACCCAACAGGGACCAUCAAGGAGAUCCUGGGAACCGCCCAGUCGGUGGGCUGCACCGUGGACGGGCGCAACCCCCAUGAUGUCAUCGAUGACAUCAACAGCGGCAAAGUGGAGUGUCCAACCGAAUAA